UGCGACGACCAGACGGUCCUCUGUGCUCAUAAUUAUGCGUCCUCGUUGUCUGCACGAUUGUAUUUACUUAACGUGGUUAAAUAACUGUUCGUCGUAGAGCUUUCUCGUAGAUUUCGUUGAUACGGAGAUGCGAACUGCGGAUCGUACAUAUCGUGCCGCGACCAACUUUUAUUUACAAGCAGACUAAGUUGACGAGCAUAAACAUGGCCGUCGCGUUUUGUGAUGAUUACUCGUGCCAGUUUGAAUUCAAGGAAGUCCUGCGGGAAUGGAAAUAAUGGACGGAACGCAUGCAUCCGAGAUAUCCAGGCUGUUGUCUGGGUGAGCAAUGAAUGUAUUCCGAAUUUUGACACCGUGUGUAUUACAACGUAGACGAUCAAAGGAGGUUGAUAAUUCCGAUAAAAGGGAUUGCUGGUUCGUGAAAAGACGGCGUGGAGAUGCUUCCUACAUGAUACAUAGAAUGGGUGCUUCUGCAUCGUCAAGCAUCACCAGUGUAGGUGGAGAUUCGGUCCAAGCAGCUAGACUUUCAUCCUCUGGUAAUCCUCCUGAUCAACAUGGCAUUGCUAUCAGGGAAAAGAAGAAGAAAAUGACGGGGUUCGCAACGUUACGGAAGAAAUUCAUCCGGAGGCGCCGGUCUUCGAAGGCCUGCGACCACGGUAGGAUAAUCCGAGAUUUGGUCUCAACAUGGAGCCACUUAGAGGCAACGGCGCUUUUGGAGGAGUACGAAGCGCUCGCUGCAUUAAAGGAUCUCCAUGUCCAAGCCGAAUUAGCUAGACCACCGGCUGCCACAUACAAACAAGAUUUGUCGAUGUUGUACGACUACAAACAUUGUUCUGAUGUGGAUCUCGUCUACCGUGGAGCGUGCUUCCCCGUUCACAGAGCCCUAUUGUCGGCGCGUUGCGCAUACUUUAGGGAUUUGCUGGCUGGAUGUCCCGGAUACGGUGCUAGGAUAUGCUUGGAGCUGAGAACACCGAAUCUCGAGGUACAAAUGUUUUCGGCAUUACUGCGAUAUCUCUACACUGGUGAUAUUUGUCCACACGAUGCGGCUCUCGAGGCGAAUCUGUUGCGACGGCUGAGCGAGGAAUUCGGCACGCCGAAUCCAUUGGAACACGAUCUCAGAUACCUGCUCGUCACCGGUGAUUACGCGGACGCAGCAUUAGUGUUCACGUCGGAUAGUGAUUACCAGAGACCAGAUAGUGGAAGUUCAGAAUACGGAUUCCGGCCAAAGUUAGAACUGCCAUGUCAUAAAGCGAUACUUUCUGCGAGAUCCCCGUUCUUCAGGAACUUAAUACAAAGACGGACUAGAUCGGGGGAAGAUCACACAGAAAGAGCGCUUCAUAUACCUACUAGAAUAGUUUUGGAUGAGAGUGUAAUACCCAAACGAUACGCCAGAGUAUUAUUACAAGCAGUGUAUUUAGAUACAGUUGAUUUAUCGUUAAUUAUGAGAGGUAAUGGUUGCGGGAACAGCGCUGGUAGUCUUGGAGAGGUUCAGGCUCUUACUCAUACUGGACGUGUUCGACCAAGUCCCUUAGAAGAAGCAAUGGAAUUGUACCAAAUUGGGCGAUUUUUGGAGCUAGAUAUAUUGUCACAGGGUUGUGAAGAUCUUAUUUUAGAAUACCUUACAUUGGAGUCGCUUCCAAUCGUUUUGAAAUGGGGCAGUCAACCUCACGGUUCUGCAUGGGUACACAGGCAAGCGUUGCAUUAUUUGAGAGAGGAAUUCCAGCCAGUCGCUUCUUCCUCUAUUCUCCAUCAAUUGGAUCACGCACAUUUGGCGAACGUUUUGCAGAGCCAUUUUUUGCAAGCAAGUGAACUUGAAAUACUGCAGGCAGUACUCAAGUGGGGGGAACAAGAAUUGGUGCGUCGUAUGGAGGACCGGGAACCAAAUUUGCUCAGUCAUACGGUGCACUCUGUGACCAGGAAGGGAUUGAAGAAAAGAGAUCUAAGUGACAUAGAGCUGCGAGAGAUACUUAGUGCACUUUUGCCGCUUGUCAGAAUGGAUCACAUAUUGCCCCCUAAUAGCGAAGCAUUAGCUCAGGCUAUUAGAAGAGGAUUAGUUUCGACUCCACCGAGUCACAUGAUAGGGGAUGAAAGGGAAAAUUUACGGAUGAAUGCUUGGAUAAGGGGAGGGAAGAAAAAUGGAUUCUUUGUGAGACCACGUCUGUUCAUGCCUUAUUACGAGGAAAUAAAGUCUUUAGUUGAGGAACAAAUGGUCCAAGAAGCAGAUUUAGUGAGAUUGCGAAGGCCACGGUACGUGGCUGAUAUUCCAGAUGCCUUGUACAUGGUUGAUGAGAAACCGAGACCAAUGGGUACAGCUGGCGUGGAUGUUCUUGCUGCAGCGUUUCCAGUUCCAGAUUCCGCGACCUUGGCAGCUAUGAUGAAGCGAGAACAGAAGUUAAGGCAGUCCCCAAGUUGUCAAAGAGCGAUUAGUUUGCCGCUCUCGUCCCGCCACGAAAUUAACAGGCAAGUUCGACUACGCGUCGUGAGGGAGUUCAACUUACCUGACACGGUUGCGGAUCUGCUGGAGAACACAGCCGCGUACAAUGUGAAGGAGCAAAACGAGAGGCUGACUGAUAUCGAAGACAUGGAUUCUCCUGGUAUGGGGAUCAACGCGAGAACCGUUCCGCCAUUAUGCUACGGAAGAAACAUGACAUUCCCGCGGCCAGCCUCAUCUUGCACACACAGACACGAGCUUCCGGCUAUAGUCACCGAGGGUGAAAGCUGUAGACUCCUCGCGGAGCAACAAGAGAACAAUUCGUGUAGUGAUGGCCAACUGUCGGGUGUGAUGCCGGAUGUGGCGAUGGCGACAGCCUCCUUCGGAGCGUUGCAGCUGAUAGAGGAACAAGAGCUAGAGCUGGAUCUAGGAGAUGGAACCUCUCAUCUUCUGCAACACGUCUCACCGUCGAGUGGGACGAUGGGCUCGCACAGAUCCUCACUUCCUCAUCCACAUCAGAGGCACUACUCUGGCCCGCCUCCUCCACCGUACAUGUACCACCGAGCUGGCACUGCCUUACCAAGAUUUAUUUAA
Messenger RNA from Habropoda laboriosa, 3022 nucleotides. Its product is annotated as BTB/POZ domain-containing protein 7. Gene Ontology annotation, molecular function: protein binding. Bases 326 to 3022 code for a protein of 898 amino acids. Gene Ontology annotation, biological process: morphogenesis of a branching epithelium. The record is from RefSeq and is a predicted model, not a curated record. NCBI's taxonomy places the organism in Eukaryota, Metazoa, Arthropoda, Insecta, Hymenoptera, Apidae. The transcript has 11 exons.